AUGGGAGAUAACAACUUGAACUUGCCACCAGGUUUCCGAUUUUACCCGACGGACGAAGAGCUCGUCGUCCAUUUCCUCCAACGUAAGGCCUCCCUUCUUCCUUGCCAUCCAGACGUCAUCCCGGAUCUCGAUCUUUAUCCCUACGACCCUUGGGACUUAGAUGGGAAAGCAAUGGCUGAAGGUGACAAGUGGUACUUCUACAGCCGGAGGACGCAGAGCAGGAUCACGGCGAGCGGGUACUGGCAAGUCAUGGGCAUUGAGGAGCCCAUUUACUCUUCAAACACCGGCCAAAAAAUCGGCACGAAAAAAUACAGCUCUUUCUUCUACGGCGAGCCUUCGGAAGGCGUUCGAACGAGUUGGAUUAUGCAGGAAUACACUAUGUCCGACUCUGCCUCCUCGACUCGAUCCUCUUCAAGAAGACGGAGUUCCAAGACUGAUUCCGGUCGAUGGGUUAUUUGUCGUGUGUACGAGAAGAACAGCGAUAGCGACGACGAUGACGGGGAAGAGCUUUCUUGCUUGGAUCAAGUCUUUCUGUCUCUUGAUGAUCUUGAUGAAAUUAAUCAGCCAAACUAUAAUUAA
Striga hermonthica is the source of this 579-nucleotide messenger RNA. Lineage: Eukaryota; Viridiplantae; Streptophyta; Magnoliopsida; Lamiales; Orobanchaceae. The record is from the annotation of a GenBank genome assembly.